GAUAAUAUUUAUUAUGGACACUUUAGCAUGGAUGGAUGUUGCGUUGCAAAGGGCUAAGGAGUCUUUCAAAGCUGGCGAAGUGCCAGUUGGUUGUUUGUUUGUGUACGAUAAUGAAGUAAUUGCGACGGGAAAUAACACAGUAAACGAAACUUGCAACGCAACUCGCCACGCGGAAAUAAAUUGUAUUGACCAAGUCUUACAGUAUUGUAAACAGAAUUGUACGGACUAUAAAACGGUAUUUCGUAAUCUAGACGUAAUUGUCACGGUAGAACCGUGCGUAAUGUGUAUGUCGGCACUGCUUCAACUACAAGUACGCAGUAUUGUAUAUGGCUGUGUCAAUGAUCGAUUCGGUGGUUGCGUCAGCGUUCUCGAAGUAUCAACGUUUUACGAUCAAAAGACAAGUGUGCAGGGAAACGUUAAAGGUGAAGAGGCUAUGCAGUUGCUUAAAGAUUUUUACAAAGGUGUCAAUCCAAACGCUCCUGAGUCCAAAGUAAAAAAAAAACGUAAAACGAAAGAAACCUCGCUAACGGAAAACAAAUAAUUUUUCUUUUAGUUUUUCUUGGA
Molecule: messenger RNA, 564 nt
Organism: Pseudomyrmex gracilis
Lineage: Eukaryota; Metazoa; Arthropoda; Insecta; Hymenoptera; Formicidae
Product: tRNA-specific adenosine deaminase 2
Exons: 1
Coding region: 14-541 (175 amino acids)
Biological process (GO): tRNA wobble adenosine to inosine editing
Cellular component (GO): cytoplasm; nucleus
Molecular function (GO): tRNA-specific adenosine-34 deaminase activity
Source: RefSeq, a predicted model, not a curated record